AUGUUGUCGUGUACGCAAAAAUUUGAGACCAAGCUUACUAAAAGUCUCUACCAUCUCGGCUAUUCAUUAGGAAAACAUCCAUGGCGCUACAUCAUCACCAUUCUUUUCUUCACCGCUAUUUCAACGAUUGGCGUUUUACGGUUUUGUCAGUGGAAUAACCCACGUGAAACGUUUACUGAUUCUGAUUCACCGAGUUCUCGUGAGAGGACUGUCAUUCGCGAAUUUCUCGGCGUUCAAGGAAAUGUCCACUUUGUUGAUGUGUUGAUAAAAGCUGCUGACAAUGGGAGUCUAAUACGACACGAUCAACUCGAGGAUCUCAAUCGUUUCCUCAAUGAUUCCACAUCUUAUGUUCAUAUUCGAUCUGAUGAUUUAAACCUCACCUACAACGAGAUGUGCUCACCAUAUUGCGCAAAGCUGACCCCAUUGCAAACGUUGAUUGAGAUUUUUCUCAAGGAUUUAGAUGUAGUGAGAACUUAUCCGAAAUUCGAGCUUGGCGAUCAGCAACUUUAUGUCGGUGACAGUGUCUAUGACGUCACUCUGAAUGAAAGUACACAAGAGAUACAGUCAAUUGGCGCAGUGGUCGUUCACUUUAUGCUCACUCAUCCAACAAAAGAACCAAUGUUCGAGUGGGAAAAUGAGUUAUUAAAAAUUCUUGAUCUCGGUCUCUAUCCAUCACUCUCAAUCGGCGCCUCGUCGGACGAGUUGAUACGAAAAGAAGUUCAAAUGAUGGGCAAUAAAUCCUCAAUUGGCCUUCUGGGUGCGCUGAUCAUCCUCGUGUCUUUCAUGAUCAUUUGUUCGUUGAGAUAUGAUUUACGAGAGUCUAAAUGGUGGGAAUCGCUGUUCGGCGCCGGGAUUCCGGUGUUGGUGAUGGCUGUCACUGUGGGUUUAAUCUCGGCUACCGGUUACCCAUUUCAAUCGAUCGCCGUCGCUGUCAUGUUUCUCAUUUUGGCAAUAGGCAUUGACGAUGUUUUCUUGAUGAUCGCCGCCUGGCAUCGCACAGAUAAAAAGCUGCCGAUCGCCGAGAGAACCGCUCGAAUGGUUGAGAGCUCGGGAAGCUCGAUGACUGUGACAUCGGUGACGAAUUUUAUCUCUUUUGGCAAUGGUCUGCUUUCUACAACACCAGUUUUACAGUGCUUUGCCAUUUAUGCUACAGUGGCAUCUGUGAUCGGUUUCGCUUUUCAAAUCAUUCUCUUUCCAUGUGUGCUGGCUUUAGGAGCUUAUAAAGAGACUCGAAUCGAUGAUCAGAAAGCGAGCUGCGCUCAUUUCCCACCAGCUCGCGUGUUGGGUCGCUGGAGAAUCGCUUUUUGCAAGUUGAUCGCUCAAGCUGCGACUAAUGGCUUCGUGCAGAUUGCGACGAUAUUUCUAAUGAUAGCUUACUGGGCGAUGGCUACUUAUGGACUGACAUUAAUGGAGACAGAGCUAGCAAUUCAACACUUGGCUCCAAAAGAGUCUCCGCUUGUUCGGAUGAGGAUCGAGUUUGAUGAAACUGUUAAGCAAAUGCAGACAAUGGCCAUCGUGGUGAAAAAGCCAGGAGAUCUGAGGGAAAAAUCGAGAUUAAAACGAUUGAAUGACAUGGUUAGAGAAUUUGAAGUCACACCUCAUGCUUAUGGAAACUCGUCAACAAUCUAUUGGAUCCGAGAGAUGAUGGAUCAAGAAGAUCAAUUCGAUUACUCGUCGUUAGUCGAUUUUAUUGAUGACACUCCGCAAUGGACAGCACUUGUUAAGAUCAAUCACACCGCUUGCGAGGAAGAAGAGUCGGCUUGUGUUCGGGAGUUUAUGUUUACCACCGGUUUCACUGACUAUGUCAAAUACAAUGAUGUCUACAAGUUGAUCACCGAGUGGCGAAAGAUCACCGCCAAGUACAGCGAAUUCGAUGCCUACGCUUACACGGAGAGAAGUGAUUUCUCGGAUUCGGCAGCUACUUUAAUCAGCACAAUUUGGUGGACGAUUCUAUCCGAAGUGAUUUGUAUGAUUAUUGCCUUUAUCUUCUUCAUCCCGAACAUUCACUCGAUCAUCGCUGCCACUUUUGCCUUAUUCAGCGUCAAUUUGGGUGUGCUGGGUUUUUUGAACCUUUGGGGUGUCGGCGUGGAUCCGUUCAGUCUGGCUUCAUUGUUGAUGUCGGUUGGCUUCUCAGUGGACAUUUGUGCCCACGUCAGCUAUCACUACUAUCAAAUGAAGCACCAGAGUCCUCAAAAGAGAAUCGAGCACACACUAUUGGACGUGGGAUGGGCUACAACACAAGGGGCUCUCUCAACCCUGUUAGCGAUGGCACCCACAGUUUUCUUUGAUUCAUAUCUACUGCUCGUUUUCUUUAAGACAGUGAUCCUUGUGAACACUUUUGGUAUCAUUCACGGUCUUUUCAUUCUACCUGUUCUCCUCGGGAUUCUCUCGCGUUUUCAGAAGCCAAAAGAAUUGCGAAGAGGAAUCCAAGAUGUCUCAGCGAUCAGCGACAAGUUU
Molecule: messenger RNA, 2457 nt
Organism: Mesorhabditis belari
Lineage: Eukaryota; Metazoa; Nematoda; Chromadorea; Rhabditida; Rhabditidae
Source: the annotation of a GenBank genome assembly